UACACAACUUUCCAGGGUGGAGAUGUGGGGCUGAGUGGGCGGGGAGAAGGUCUGACUGGGCAGGGAGAAGGGUUCUUAAAUGCAUUUCCUCCAGGCUGAUGCUCAUUCCAGCAGCUCCAGCCACUGGCAGAGACUGUGUCAAAGGCACCAUGAACAAAAUCAGCGAGGUUGUGCAGCAGGCCAGAGCUGCCUUCAACUCCGGCAGGACUCGCCCUCUGCAGUUCCGGAUCCAGCAACUGGAGGCGCUGCGGCGCAUGAUCAAGGAGCGCGAGAAGGACAUCGCGGGCGCGCUGGCUGCCGACCUGCACAGGAACGAAUGGAAUGCUUACUACGACGAGGUGGUGUAUGUCCUGGAGGAGAUCGAAUAUGUGAUCCAGAAUCUCCCUGAGUGGGUUAUGGAUGAGCCCACAGAGAAGACUGCCAACACCCAGCACGAUGAAUGCUACAUCCACUCGGAGCCCCUGGGUGUGGUCCUCAUCAUUGGCACCUGGAACUAUCCCUUUGACCUCACCAUUCAGCCCAUGGUGGGCGCCAUUGCUGCAGGGAACUCGGUGGUCCUCAAACCCUCCGAGGUGAGCGAGAACACGGCGAACCUGCUGGCCACCAUCAUCCCUCAGUACCUGGAUAAGGAUCUGUUUCCAGUGAUCAAUGGGGGCAUCCCUGAGACCACGGAGGUGCUCAAGCAGAGAUUCGACCACAUCUUGUACACUGGGAGCCCUGGUGUCGGGAAAAUCGUUAUGACGGCUGCGGCCAAGCACCUGACCCCUGUGACUCUGGAGCUGGGGGGGAAGAGUCCUUGCUACGUGGACAAGGACUGUGACCUGGACUUGGCCUGCAGACGCAUUGCCUGGGGGAAAUACAUGAACAGUGGCCAGACCUGCGUGGCCCCGGACUACAUCCUCUGUGAUCCCUCCAUCCAGAACCAAGUCGUGGAGAAGCUCAAAAAGGCCGUGAAGGAAUUCUAUGGGGAAGAUGCCAAGAAGUCUCCUGACUAUGGAAGAAUCAUUAACUCCCGGCACUUCCAGAGAGUGAUGGGUCUGUUAGAGGGCCAGAAGGUUGCCUGUGGAGGCACCGGGGACGCGGCCACCCGAUACAUAGCCCCUACCAUCCUCACGGACGUGGACCCCGAGUCCCCAGUGAUGCAGGAGGAGAUCUUCGGGCCCAUCAUGCCCAUCGUGUGCGUGCGCAGCCUGGAGGAGGCCAUCCAGUUCAUCAACCAGCGAGAGAAGCCCCUGGCCCUAUAUGUGUUCUCCCAAAAUGACAGGGUGAUUAAGAAGAUGAUUGCAGAGACAUCAAGUGGUGGGGUGACAGCCAAUGAUGUCAUUCUCCAUAUCUCCGUGCACUCUCUGCCCUUUGGGGGUGUGGGGAACAGUGGCAUGGGUGCCUACCACGGCAAGCACAGCUUCGUGACCUUCUCCCACCGCCGCUCCUGCCUGGUGAGGUCUCUGGGGAAGGAAGAUGCCUUCAGAGGCAGAUACCCCCCAAGCCUGAGCAAGAUGACCCGUCACUGAAGCUCACACACUUGGCCUCCAGUGCAGUGCCUUCACCCCGCUCCCAGCACCUCAGAGGCUCGCUCCUGGAGUCCUGCUGGCUCCUCCGUGGAUCAGUGUGUGCCCCAUGGCCACGCAGGCUGGCCUCCCCUCCCCAAGUCCCUGCCCCCUUGCAGGCCACGGAAGACAAUAAAGUUUACCAAGUGCACAA
This is a messenger RNA of Phyllostomus hastatus (greater spear-nosed bat), 1701 nucleotides long. RefSeq names its product aldehyde dehydrogenase 3 family member A1 (gene ALDH3A1). The coding region runs from base 99 to 1511 and encodes 470 amino acids. Gene Ontology annotation, biological process: aldehyde metabolic process. Gene Ontology annotation, molecular function: aldehyde dehydrogenase (NAD+) activity. The record is from RefSeq and is a predicted model, not a curated record. Gene Ontology annotation, cellular component: cytoplasm. The transcript is spliced from 11 exons. NCBI's taxonomy places the organism in Eukaryota, Metazoa, Chordata, Mammalia, Chiroptera, Phyllostomidae.